Messenger RNA from Nannospalax galili (Upper Galilee mountains blind mole rat), 2889 nucleotides. RefSeq names its product collagen type XXIII alpha 1 chain (gene Col23a1). The transcript is spliced from 29 exons. The record is from RefSeq and is a predicted model, not a curated record. Lineage: Eukaryota; Metazoa; Chordata; Mammalia; Rodentia; Spalacidae. The annotation marks the transcript as partial.
GCGCUGCACCGCCGGGUGGCGGCGCUGGAGCAGGAGCGCGAGUUGCUGCGCCACGCGGGGACGCCGGGCGCCCUGGCAGCCUGGGCCGAGCCGCACCUGGAGCGCCUGCUGCGGGAGAAGUUGGAAGGAGUCACCAAGCUCCGGACUGUUCGAGAAGCCCCAUCCGAGUGUGUCUGCCCCCCAGGUCCCCCAGGAAGGCGAGGCAAACCUGGACGAAGAGGCGACCCUGGUCCUCCAGGCCAAUCAGGACGAGAUGGCUACCCGGGACCGCUGGGUCUGGACGGCAAGCCCGGACUUCCAGGCCCCAAAGGGGAAAAGGGUGCACCAGGAGACUUUGGCCCGCGGGGAGACCAAGGUCAAGAUGGAGCUGCAGGACCUCCAGGGCCCCCUGGACCACCUGGGGCCCGGGGCCCUCCUGGUGACACUGGAAAAGAUGGUCCCAAGGGAGCUCAAGGCCCAGUGGGUCCUAAAGGAGAGCCUGGACAAGAUGGUGAGGUGGGCCCCAAGGGACCCGCAGGACCCAAGGGAGAGCCUGGGACUCCUGGGAAGAAGGGGGAUGAUGGAAUGCCCAGCCAGCCAGGACUUCCUGGACCCCCAGGGCCCAAGGGUGAGCCAGGGGAUGUGGGGCCCCAAGGACAGCCUGGCAUGGAUGGCGCCCUAGGACCAAAGGGAGAGCCUGGCCACCCAGGCACGGAUGGAGCCGCAGGGCCCCGGGGUCUCCCCGGCCUCAAAGGAGAACAAGGAGACACGGUGGUGAUCGACUAUGAUGGCAGGAUCUUGGAUGCCCUGAAGGGUCCUCCCGGGCCACAGGGAGCCCCAGGACCACCAGGGAUCCCUGGAGCCAAGGGUGAACUUGGAUUGCCCGGUGCCCCAGGAAUCGAUGGAGAAAAGGGUCCCAAAGGACCAAAAGGAGACCCAGGAGAGGCUGGGCCAGUUGGGCCCAAAGGGGAAGCAGGCAAGAUGGGCCUAUCAGGCCUCCCGGGUGCUGAUGGUCCCAAGGGAGAGAAGGGAGAGAAGGGAGAGUCGGCAUCUGAUCACCUACAGGAAAGCCUGGCCCAGAUCAUAGUGGAGCCAGGGCCUCCUGGUCCUCCUGGCCCCCCGGGCCCCAUGGGUGUUCAGGGGAUCCAAGGCCCCAAGGGCCUGGAUGGAGCAAAGGGAGAGAAGGGUGCUUCGGGUGAGAGAGGCCCUCCUGGCCUGCCUGGGCCAGUUGGUCCACCGGGCCUUAUUGGCCUGCCAGGAACCAAGGGAGAGAAGGGCAGACCAGGGGAGCCAGGACUUGAUGGUUUCCCUGGACCAAGGGGAGAGAAAGGCGACCGGAGCGAACGUGGAGAGAAAGGGGAGCGAGGGAUUCCUGGUCGGAAAGGAGUGAAGGGCCAGAAGGGAGAACCAGGGCCGCCAGGCCUUGACCAGCCAUGUCCUGUGGGCCCAGAUGGGCUGCCUGUGCCUGGCUGCUGGCAUAAGUGAUCCCCAGACAUGGCUCCCAAUCUGUACAGACCCGUGUGGACGUUUUUAAUUUUUGUAAAAACAAAACAGUAAUAUAUUGAUCUUCUUUUAUGGGAUGCGCCAACUAUGGCCUUGUAACAUUUGAGAGCAUGCCAGCCAGCCCCAGGACAAUCCAUACAGGAAGCCGGCAGAAAAGCAGACAGGCUGAGGAAGUUUGUGUUUGAAGGGGCCCUACAGGGCAUACCUUCCCCAGGGAAGGAAACGAAGGUGGAAACAGCCAAACUGGAUGAGGCUGGACAGACUCCAGGUUGGGCCUUCAAUCACCUGAUUAGCAGAGAUGCGCAGCUGUCCCCUGAAGCACUACUGCCCCAGUUUCACAUCUUACCCAUAAGACCCCGAUGGACAGCAGCUGCAUCUGCCAUGACUUCUAGCCUCUGGACUCGGCCAGUCUGCUGCACCAGGACCCUGAGUCUACCAGGGCAGGACAAGGUUCCCUAGAACCCAUCACUCAGGGAGGAGGCAAUGGAAAGCUCCACCCAAGCUCAGUAGACCACGCCGGCAAUAGACCGAAGCUAGCCUGUCAGAAGAACAUGACUCUGGCCUUGAGAAGUGGAAGGGCUGUGAAUGUCACAGUGUGGAGCCAGCUAUAGCCAGCCCAGUGUCCUCUGACUGAGGGGGUAAAGAGGCUCUCGUGCACUGGCUGCUACUUCCUGUCUCCUUACCACCUUGCCUAGAACAGGGACAGAAAGGGGCUUUACCCACCUAAGGAGAUAGGUCUCACUAACCCCAGGUCUCCCGCUCGGAAUUCUGGUCAGCUUGGCAGAAAUGGGCUUUCUGGUGAGUGCUACAGAGGCCAUGAACCCCAAGGCUGGUCCACAGCAGGUCUCAGCCGAGCACCUGCAACAGAGCCCCCUCCCCUCUGAGGAGAGGCUUUGCCACCUCUGACAAAGGUUCCCAGCUACCAGCUCUAUCCCUGUGUCUUGCCUCUCCUCUCUAUGUAAUGGCAUCGCUGUGUGUAAUAAAUCACAAAUGUGUGUCUGGGUGUGCCUGUCUUUGCAGACAGCCCUGGGCACCUCUGACUGAGUUUUAUACUGACAGUUUCUGGCUGGAGAGGGAAAGGGACUCCCUCUGAGAAAGGGAAAAACCAGAGUUCCAGAAACCAGAGUUCAAGAUCAGGAGGUAGACAGACACAGGCUCAAGACCCAUCCCACACUUGCCAGCCGAGUCCUGAAACCAGUCACUUCAUGUCACUAAACCCCUGUGUGUCCUUCCAUUGUGCUUAGCAAGGACUGUUGCAUAACAGCACCCCAAAACUUGUUUCCUUAAAAUGUUGAUUCUCAGCCGGGCGUGGUGGCGCACACCUUUAAUCCCAACACUCAGGAGGCAGACUCAGGCGGAUCUCUGUGAGUUCAAGGCCAGCCUGGUCUACAUAGUGAGUUCCAGGAC